Drosophila elegans is the source of this 1315-nucleotide messenger RNA. RefSeq names its product WD repeat-containing protein 5. Gene Ontology annotation, molecular function: protein binding. The transcript has 2 exons. The record is from RefSeq and is a predicted model, not a curated record. Lineage: Eukaryota; Metazoa; Arthropoda; Insecta; Diptera; Drosophilidae. The coding region runs from base 241 to 1182 and encodes 313 amino acids.
GUUGCUACUUAUUUUUCCUGUCCAAAUGUGGAAAUUGAAGAUUUGCCAAUAUGUGCGCCCAGCAAAGAAAUACAAAAAGUUGGCAGGCCGAAAAAGCUGAAAAAAACAGUUUUACAAAAUGUCAGCGCCAUUUUGCCAAGCCAAGACAUCCCUUUCCUUUUCGUAAUUUAUUAAAAAGAAGUGUGUUAAAACAUUAAGGUUUUCCAGAUUAAACAAGACCCGUAAGAAUCCGAGUCCACAAUGAUUGGCCCCGGCAAUUUCACCAAGCCCCUAUCUCCGGGUUACGCUACCCAAAACUUGCUCCUCGGUCAUACUAGAUGCAUUACGGCCGUGAAGUUCGGUCCGGAGGGCGACCACCUGGCCAGUGGCUCCGCCGACAUGGUCCUCAAGCUGUGGGAUGUGCAGGCCGGCAUCUGCAUUCAAUCUCUAGGGGGCCACGAGAUGGGAAUCAACGAUGUGGCCUGGUCGGCCAGUGGAAUCCUCGCCAGCUGCAGCGAUGACAACAACGUUCGCCUCUGGGAUCCGCGCAGUGUGCUCUGCGUGAAAACUCUGACCGGCCACAGCGAAUUCGUCUUCUCCUGCUGCUUUAAUCCACAGUGCAACCUGCUGGCCUCUGGAAGUUUCGAUAAUACAGUACGCCUGUGGGAUUUGCGAACUGGAAGAACCCUCAAAACCGUGCCAGCCCACCAGGAACCCGUCCGUUCGGUGGACUUCAACCGGGAGGGCAGCAUUUUCGUCACGAGCAGCUUUGAUGGACUGGUGCGUCUGUGGGACACUAGCACCUGCCAGGUGCUGAAGACUCUCAUCGACGACGACAACAUUCCGGUGGGACAUGUGAAGUUCUCGCCCAACGGCCGCUACAUCCUGGCCUCCAUGCUGAACAGCUCCCUCCGGCUGUGGGACUACGAGAAGCCCAAGUGCUUGAGGGUUUUUCGAGGCCAUGUGAACGAGUCCUAUUGCCUGACCGCCAACUUCUCCAUCACGGCGGGCAUUUGGAUUGUGUCCGGCAGCGAGGACGAUUCGCUCUGCAUCUGGGACUUGCAGACCAGGCAGCUGGUCCAGAAGGCGCCCACUCAGGGCGACGGGGUGCUCUGCACUGAUUGCCAUCCCACGGCGAAUCUGAUUGCCACCGGCGCCCGGCAGAACACCAACGCCAUCAAGAUCUGGAAGAGCAGCGAGUAGAGGAAUACCCAAUCUGAUACCCAUUUAACCUGUAGUUGCACAAGACUUUUGCUGUCAAGAUCUGAAAGAGCUGCGAGUAGAGAUCGUGAUCCAUCCUGACAAUCAACUAAAGCCUACCUAAUGAUCAACCUUU